AACGCGACAAGAGCGGGCUCCUUUCUACUACGAAGUCACACAAACGGAUGAGUGUGGAGUCGGUUUAAGUUGUUGCCUCGCUAAUCAGUUGGGACAGUGGGACUUUUAACGAUCUUUAAUUCACGCAUCUGAGAAGGGCUGUCGCCUCCAGCUGGGCAUUUGAAGCUGCCACCUUCUGCACCAGCACCCAUUCACCCAGCUACGUGCCCAGUCCAGACCUACGAGUGUCAAAGAUGUCGGAGCUGAGUGAUGAGGCAAGUGACAUCGAGCAGCCGGAUUGGCUAGGUGCAGGUCAGCUGAUCAAACCGGAUGAGCUUGACACCCCCCUUGAUCUUCACACUGCCUCCUCCAUCGGCCAGUACAGUGUGGUCCUCGACUGCAUUCGCAGUGGCAAGGAAGAUCUGAACAGAAAAAACAUGGGCGGCUGGACUCCACUAAUGUAUGCUGCCUACAUUGGGCAUCACUCUGUGGUCAACCUCCUGCUGGAAGCGGGUGUCAAUGUCAAUGUCACUACGGUCAAAGGCCAGACGUCCCUCAUGCUGGCAGCCAGCUGUGGCAAUGAGAGGAUUGCAUACUCGCUCCUUCAGCAAGGUGCAGAGCUGGAGUUGACCGACGCCAGGGGUUGGACUGCAUUGUUCCACUGCACAAGCACAGGACAUCAGCAGAUGGUCAAGUUUUUUCUGGACAACAAUGCUAACGCCAAUGUCCGGGAGCCCUUUUCCGGUUUUACUCCACUCAUGGAGGCCGCCGCUUCUGGCCAUGAGAUCAUCGUGCAGUAUCUUCUUGAACAUGGUGUGAAGGUGGACGAGAGGAAUUCCAAAGGAGAGACCGCACGGGCCCUGGCCAUGAUGUAUGGACACACCAAGAUCGCCAGCCUCAUUGACAUGCAUGUGGUGCAGAGCCGUCCCAGGCUGGGGCAUUUUGAUGACCUGAGCUCCUCCGAAGAUUCCGACUCCGCUCCACACAGGCCCCGCAGCAGCCGGACCAAAAGCAGGGGGCCGAGCAUUCAUGACGGACCGCAAGCCAUUGCUAAAUUCCGAGUGGGCCCGAGUACCAAGCAGUAUGACUCUGCUGUGAUGCCACCGGGCUAUGUGACAUUCAGAGAUGGCAGUGAUCAUCCUGGAGGGUUUCGGAACCGUGACGUCACCUCGCCUAUCAACGAGCAAGAUGUGGACAGCAACAGCAGCCAAGGUGACAGCCCAUUCUUUGAGAACGACAUGCCAACAAUGAGGAGCAGCAGCAGCAGCAGUGAGGGAAUCCCCCAAUUGCUUGGUAGGAGCCGAGACGCCUCGCUGGAGAGCAAUGAGGAUUCAGACCAAGCAAAGCAAACAGUUGGGCGCCGGCAAAAUAAGACGUACAACAAAGGGAAGAGUCGCUGCUGUUCUGACAACGUGCAGGCAUUCAACAAAACAAAGUCGGAGGGUUACGCUCCCACGGCACAGCUUCCUGCAUACACCGGACCCAAGGACCUAGCCGAGUUUCUGGACUCCAUUGGCCUUUUGAAGUAUCUCGCCCUCCUGGAGGAUCAAGACAUUGACCUGCGGAUCUUCCUCACGCUCACCGAGAAUGACCUAAAAGAAGUGGGCAUCACACUUUUUGGGCCUAAACGUAAGAUGACCUCCGCAAUAGCCCGGUGGCACAGCAGUGCACGACCUCCCAGUGACGGCCUCGAGCAGGCCUACGCUGACCAGCUGGAAGCAAAGAUGCAGGAAAUGGCCAUCCAGCUUCACAAGAAAUGCGAGGAGGUGGAAAUGUUACAGAGCCAGGUGUCUCAGGAGAGGGAGCUGCGCACAGUGGUGGAGGGCUGCCUGAUGGAGGACAAGAUGGCGUGGAGAAGGUUUCAAGACCAGGUGGAAGACACACAAGGGCUGGCCAAGGAGGCAUUAAUAGCGCUGGAUAAAGUCCAAACGUGCCAGACGGAAUUCCUUAACCGGCUCAAGAAGGACAUCUCCUGUUGGCAACCAUCAGGUGGUGAGGUGAAAUCCAAGAUGCAGACAGAGGAGAAAGUUGGCAAAGGAUGGAAGGAGGACCUCAAGUCGCAGGGUCUAUCGGAGCUGGUGACCACACUGGAACAAUGCCAUGCUGAGACGAGGAAAGCUCUCCUGCUGGUAACAAGAAACCUUGACAGAUUACAAGAUGUGGACAAGGGGGCCAGGGAGUGGGCCGAGUCCUAGCACCAUAUCGCAGGCAAGUGUUUUUUCUGUUCUAUAAUUUCAUUGGUCAUUUCAAACCAACUCACAGGAGCCAAUGCUAUUGUACACUGGCAAGACUGGCACACAAAGAGCUGAGUCAGUGACUUAGAGCUAUCUGUAGGAACUCCACGUUAUGGGGACAGCAUGACUGAUGCCAUAUUAGCUUACGGUGUGGACUAUGGCGCUACUGGGGUUUGAACCUACAAACA
Messenger RNA from Erpetoichthys calabaricus (reedfish), 2401 nucleotides. It is a transcript of the gene anks3, whose product is annotated as ankyrin repeat and sterile alpha motif domain containing 3. Bases 234 to 2174 code for a protein of 646 amino acids. The transcript has 16 exons. Gene Ontology annotation, molecular function: protein binding. NCBI's taxonomy places the organism in Eukaryota, Metazoa, Chordata, Cladistia, Polypteriformes, Polypteridae. The record is from RefSeq and is a predicted model, not a curated record. Gene Ontology annotation, cellular component: cilium.